AUGCGAGUUUUGCCUGAAGAAACUGAGAUGGCUGAAUUUUUAUUAUCUAUUGGUAAUGGAACGCUAAACGAUAACGAUGAUUAUGUUGACAUGUCUGAAGAAUUGAUAGCCCCUGCCACUGCUGAUAUCGCUGAAGACAUCUCUGGAAAUCUCAUAAAAAAUAAUGAUUACGAAAAAUUAACUAAAGUAGCUAUUUUAUCACCUAGAAACUUAGAUGUAGAUGAUAUUAAUAAUAAAGUUGUAGAUUUGUUGGAUGCUUCUACUGAAAAUGUUUAUGAAAGUAUAGAUAGUACAGAAAACUGUGAUAAUGGUGAUAUUAACGCUGACAUAUUAGUAGAAUAUUUACACACAAUUAAUCCCCCCAAUUUUCCUCCCCAUAAGUUACGAUUAAGAUUAUAUAGUGUAGUAAUGCUUGUCAGGAACUUAAGUAUUAAUGAAGGACUAUGUAAUGGCACGCGAUUAUUAAUAAUAGAGUUUGGAACUACUUUAUUAAAAUGUAAAAUAUUAACCGGAGAUAAAAUGGGUGAAAUCGUAUUUAUCAAUCGUAUCACUCUCUACAUUGAUCACAAUAACGCUUUUACUUUUAAACGUAGACAAUUUCCGAUAAGAUUAGCCUUUGCAAUGACAAUAAAUAAAUCACAAGGGCAAACAUUUGAAAGUAUAGGCAUUGAUCUUCAUAAAGAUGUUUUUAACCAUGGGCAAUUAUAUGUAGCAAUGUCGCGAGUAAAAUCAAGAAGUGCAUUAAAAUUGUAUUUACACGAACCAAGAACUAAUAAUCGCGUGAAAAACUAUGUUUAUAAAGAAUUAUAUGGAAAUUAA
This is a messenger RNA of Cotesia glomerata, 819 nucleotides long. Its product is annotated as ATP-dependent DNA helicase PIF1-like. Lineage: Eukaryota; Metazoa; Arthropoda; Insecta; Hymenoptera; Braconidae. The coding region runs from base 1 to 819 and encodes 272 amino acids. The transcript has a single exon. The record is from RefSeq and is a predicted model, not a curated record.